Priceomyces carsonii is the source of this 3759-nucleotide messenger RNA. RefSeq lists its product as uncharacterized. The coding region runs from base 1 to 3759 and encodes 1252 amino acids. The transcript has a single exon. The record is from RefSeq and is a predicted model, not a curated record. NCBI's taxonomy places the organism in Eukaryota, Fungi, Ascomycota, Pichiomycetes, Serinales, Debaryomycetaceae. Gene Ontology annotation, molecular function: protein binding.
AUGGAUUAUGAAGAUUAUCCAAACAUUGAUGUGAAAGACUUUUUCCCAUGUCGCGAUGACGAUUCCCAAGAGAAAUAUAUUAAACAAACACUUUUGCACUCACCUAUUUUCACGAACAUUAUCCCCGGCUUCAAAGUUAACUUAUCGAAGCCAUUCAGAGGCAUUAUCAGCAGUUCCUUUAAUGAUGAAGCUGAUCAAUAUCUUGGGCAACAGGAAGAAGAUUCGCAGCGAGACAUCUUUAGCGAUGACGAGGAUGAAUUGUUACUUGACUUAGCACCAGUGAGUAAAGCUCCAUCGAUGUCACCAUUAUCAGAGAUGAUACGUGAUGAAAUUGUGUCUAUCAAAAUUAUUAUCAAAUUGACGUCAUUGGUCAUUGAUGAUGUCGAGUACCACCUUAAUGCUCCGGUAAGAUCAUCUUGUCGCGUAUCAUCUGAAGAACACGAUGAGGAUUCAUUACUCUUGUCUUUAAAAUCGGGGUUUUUGUUGCUAAUUAGAAUAUUUUACGUACCGAGAGAUCUGACCAAGAGGGUUGCUGGAAUUGUACUGAAUGAUAAUUUGAAGGAAUAUGUUUUUGAGCCUUAUAUAGUCCAGUGGUGGGAUACAUCAAGCAGGCUAUCUAUUCCUUCGUUAGAAUCUUCUGGGCACUCCUUAAGUUGUCACAGCUCCGGUAGAUAUGUAAUUUCAUGCUCAGCUAAUGGACUUUUUAGAAUAUAUCCAACUCAAAUGACAAAUAAUGGAAUGGUUUUCCAACCCCAUAUUAACGUCCCCCUCAAUGGGUUUAUUUUACAUUCAUGUUUUGCCAAACCAUUAAAAGAAAGCAUAUUUGAACUGCAUUAUAUUUUCAUGACUUUAGUAUUCACAAAUCAUAAACGGUUAGAAAUUAAUUUAUUUGAUUGGUUUUCGGACAACGUGCAACAUGAUAUGACCAAGACGACGCUUCCUCUUGAUAACUCAUUUCAUAUCCCAAUUUUUGUCAUCCCAGUCAAAUCUCUCAAUGGGUUUUUAUUUAUUUAUGAGCAUGAGUUUAUUAUUAUCAGCAUACACAAUAUAGUAUCGGCUGAAUAUGAAUUCAGAUACGUUCCUUUCUCAGGAGCGUUUCCUACUACGUAUUACGUUCCAGAAACAAGCAUAUUGAAAUCAAACGAGAGUGACGAAGAGGUAGUAAUAGCUACAGAUAACGGAACAAUAUAUUCUUUGAUCGUAAAGGAUACUAAUGAUGUUUCAAUUGUUCCAAUAAUACGCAUAGCCGACUCUAUAUCUGUAUUCAGCUUGGAAAAGGAUAAAUCUGGAUUCCUUUUGAACUUCGGGAGUGACACAGGAUCUAAUAGGGUUCUUAACAUCAAUGGUUUAUUUUGUGAGGAUGAUUUGAGGGACUCAGAGGGCUCUAAACAAAAAUUAGGCUACAGCAGUGUCCUGCUUAUUCAUGAUUACAGAAAUUGGAGUCCUGUCAUUGAUAUACAAAUAAUUGACACCUACAAGCAGAGAACUUUAAGCAACCAUUCGGAUCAAGAGUUAUGGACUUUAACAGGGACUGGAAAACGUACAAGACUAACACAUCUAAGAAACGGAUAUUUUGCAUCACGUAAGAGUAGAACAUUUGAAAGCUUAAGAAGGGCUUUAAAAACUCAAGUAAUUGAAUAUAAUAACAAAACAUAUUUAUUUGCCACUCUUCCAUUACUGACUGUGGUUCUUGAAUAUCAACAUGAUGAAGUGGAAGAGUUCGCUGAAAUAGAAGAUCCUCUUAUUAUUUCGAAUGCUCCAACAAUCUUGAUAUCUAAACUUCCUACUCCAGAAGAAAUAUUUAUUCAAGUGGUCGAUAGUGCAUUAUUUUUGACUAACCUUUCAAAUGCACUGAUUGCCUUAGAAUUUCACGAUAAAAGGGUAUUGGAUUGUGAUGCUGAUAAUGAACUACUCCUUAUAGUUUCCGAAACACUUGCUGUUCACUCCCAUAGAAUAAUUGAACUUUACAAAUUAAAUGCCAAAAUUGAUUGGAAUAAAAGUUUCAAAGAAUGCAAUGCCUUGACCAUGUUACAAACAGAGAUGAUCGACUAUCAACCAUCCGUAGUUCGAUUUUUUCAGAUCAAGAACGAAAAGUACUUUACUGUUGGUAGCUUUGAUGGUUGGCUAUAUGUCUACGCAGUUGGUGCUAACUUUUUCAGGUUGAUACAUGAAUUAUCGUUGUAUCACCUAUUAAAGGAAAAAGGCUUUGAUAGCCAGAGCUUAGUUGCCAAUGACAUUGUGCUUCUAGAAAAUUCACUUCAUGUUGGAACAAGAGAUGGAUUUUCCAUUCAAUUGAAAUGGAAUUCGAAGAAUGAAAUCUUUUGCGACAAGAUACUUCAAGUCGGAGACACGUCCGUGAACUACUGUGUUAUUCCUAAUUAUGAAAAAUGCAUGUUGAUUUAUUCGAGAACCCUCUGGUUGCUAAAUCUCUAUGAUUCUGCAUUUCCUUAUAGAGUGUUUUUUGACGAGAAGCACGAUAGAGCAAUAUCAACGGUAGCUCCUUUACCAAACAUAUCAAAAUUGAAAAGUAAUCCUAGCUUUGCAUUUGUCCGAGAAGAAGGAUUGUUGACAGGUUCCAUUUUUACUCACAAAAAGCCCUGCGUGAAGCAGAUAAAUCUAUCUGAGCCCGCAAAGAAGUUCCUCUAUAUGCCACACACAUUCAUGUUCUUAGUACUUUGUCCCUCGAAGGAAUGUAACUCACGAUUGAAAUUUGUCGAUCGAAAGUUAUUCAAGAUAUUACCACAUGAAGAAUAUAACUCUAAGGCUAUCUUCGAGCACAUAUUCAAAAAAAAUGAAAUCCCAACCGCAUUGUGCAUCUGGUUGAUUAGAAGAAGUGGUCGCGUUUCGCAAAAGCUAUUGGUUGGAACAUCAAUUGAUAGUAGCAGAGGGUCAAUAAAAAUCUUGGAUGUAAAUCGGUCCCAUUCUACGGAUAAUGAGGUCAUUAAAGUUACAGAGCUAACAUCAUUUGAUCACGGAGAUCCAGUAUCUUGCAUCCAACAAGUUGAAUCCAACAUUGUGUUUUCUAGUGGAAAAUCGAUAUAUUCCACCAGUUAUAAUAUGAACGAGAGGAGAAUGCGUCCUAUUUCAAACUUGAUCACCCUUUCAAGUGAUAUUACGUCACUUAUUGUUGAGAAGCCGAACAAGUUGUUGGUUACUACAAAAUUAGAUUCAAUUUAUCAGUUCUUGUAUAUGCUGACGAGUACUGAAGAAAAUUCAGAAUCUUUAAAAUUGAUUGCAAAUGAUCCCUUAUCAAAAAGUCUAGUUAACCAAGCGAACAUUAAAAAGAAGGUCGUAGUAGGUGAGAAGUUGAAUUCUUCAAUACUCAUUAUGAACUUAAACGACUGGGGAUUUCCAAGCCAAUUUUCAUACAAGAUGUCAGCAAUUCCUAGAGUGUAUGCAUCUAGAUUUAACAGUCGAUGGGCAAUACGGGGCGAUAGUGAGGAGACAGAUGAACCCUCAAAUAUUUUGAGUGUUGGAGUCAACGGAGAAGUAGUUUCAUUUAGACUUAUAUCAGAAAAUAGCAUCGAGCUUCAAUCUUUAAUGCAGAAGCUUAAUGAUGGAAUGAAGUUCAAAGAGCUGUUAGAUGUUGCUCUCAAUAAGUAUGAUGAUCCAUUUAUAGAUAAAGUCACUGGAAAAGGAUUAAUUGGUUUAAAUAAGCCAUACUUCGAUUUUAAGGACAACAAAGAAAAAAAGGGCGUAGUAAUAGACUACGACAUAGAAGAAUUUUCAAGAGCCAGCAUGUCAAAUAUUUGCAUUUAA